AUGAUUCUUUCUUUCUUUCUUUCUUUCUUUCUCGGUCUGUUCAUAUCUAUCUCUGUCUUUUAUCUCAUUUUUCUUUAUCUAUCUAUCUAUCUAUCUAUCUAUCUAUCUAUCUAUCUAUCUAUCUAUCUAUAUUCAAAUCUACCUAGUAUUUUUUAUUUAUCACAGUUUAUUCAAAUCUAUCUAUCUAUCUAUCUAUCUAUCUAUCUAUCUAUCUAUCUAUCUAUCUAUCUAUCUGUCUAUCUUUUAUCUCAUUUUUCUUUAUCUAUCUAUGUAUCUAUCUAUCUAUCUAUGUGGCAAUUUUUAAUACCUAAGACAGAUUUUCUUUCUUUCUUUCUCUGUCUAUUCAUGUCUAUCUUUUAUCUUAUUUUUCUUUAUCUAUCUAUCUAUCUAUCUAUCUAUCUAUCUAUCUAUCUAUCUAUCUAUCUAUCUAUCUAUGUGUAUUUUUUAUUUAUCACAGUUUAUUCAAAUCUAUCUAUCUAUCUAUCUAUCUAUCUAUCUAUCUAUCUAUCUAUCUAUCUAUCUAUCUUUUAUCUGUCUAUUUUUUCUUUUAUCUAUCUAUGUAUCUAUCUAUCUAUCUAUGUGGCAAUUUUAAUACCUAAGACAGAUUUUCUUUCUUUCUUUCUCUGUCUAUUCAUGUCUAUCUUUUAUCUCAUUUUUCUUUAUCUAUCUAUCUAUCUAUCUAUCUAUCUAUCUAUCUAUCUAUCUAUCUAUCUAUCUAUCUAUGUGGUAAUUUUUAAUAUAUGCACGAAGAAGGCCACGUAUUUGCUUUCGGUUAUAAAUCAAUCUGCCUCCAGUUUGCGAGAUACGUAA
Acanthosepion pharaonis is the source of this 810-nucleotide messenger RNA. Lineage: Eukaryota; Metazoa; Mollusca; Cephalopoda; Sepiida; Sepiidae. The record is from the annotation of a GenBank genome assembly.